Molecule: messenger RNA, 1982 nt
Organism: Rubroshorea leprosula
Lineage: Eukaryota; Viridiplantae; Streptophyta; Magnoliopsida; Malvales; Dipterocarpaceae
Source: the annotation of a GenBank genome assembly
AAUCUUUCUAGCUCUUAAUUUCUCUCUUUUGUUACAACAUUUUCUUCCCUACUACACCAUUCCCAGAAGUUCUUUUUAGUUCGCGAUGAAUUCAUUAUCUCUUCAUAAGAGGAGAGAAAGAAAGAAUCGGAGUUAGCACUAACACACCAUCUUUUGUUUCUUCCCAUUUUUAUGUACCCCUGGGAUUGAUUCAUUGUUCUCCUAUUGAUGUCUUUGAAAACUAAUUUGAAGCUUGACUCCUCUGAGUUGAGCAAAGUUGCUCCGGAAGAAAUACCACCAGACCACAAACAUGGAGACCAUCACCUAGCAAAACCUAAAGAAAAUGUACCAUCUAACCCGUCACGUUUUGAUCCCAAAAAGAUGGAUCCUCUUACCAAGCCUGUUCCAAACACAAAUGUCAAUCAACGCCCUCCCCCAAGUCCAAAGAUUCCACCUACUGCAGAAUUCCAACAUGCUUCUACAAAUCAUCUUGUCCAUGCACAAGGGACUACCAAUCACAUCCGCAAUGAGAGCUUGGAGACCUCCUCUGCUUCUGCUCCUCUUAAGCCCCACACUGGUGGUGAUGUUAGAUGGGAUGCCAUCAAUAUGGUUGGCUCCAAAGGUCUAAUAGGUCUCAGCAACUUCCGCCUUCUCAAGCGCCUUGGUUAUGGUGACAUUGGAAGUGUCUAUCUUGUUGAACUUAGAGGAACUAACACCUACUUUGCUAUGAAAGUUAUGGAUAAGGCAUCCCUGGAAAGUAGAAACAAGAUAUUAAGAGCACAGACUGAAAGAGAGAUUCUUAGGCUUCUUGAUCACCCAUUUCUGCCCACUCUAUAUUCCUCCUUUGAGACCGAUAAGUUCUAUUGCUUGGUCAUGGAGUUCUGUAGUGGAGGCAAUCUUCAUUCUCUCAGACAGAAGCAACCCAAUAAGUAUUUUACUGAGGAAGCUGCAAGGUUCUAUGCAACAGAGGUGUUAUUGGCAUUAGAGUAUCUGCACAUGCUGGGAAUUGUCUAUAGGGACCUAAAACCAGAGAAUGUGCUAGUAAGAGAUGAGGGUCAUAUCAUGCUCUCAGAUUUUGAUUUAUCACUCCGUUGCUCUGUCAGUCCAACUCUUGUCAAGUCCUCAUCAGCGCAUCAACAAAGCAAUGGCAGUGGUUACGCUGCAGGUGGCAUUCUGGAUGAUGAGUUUGCAGUACAUGGCUGUAUUCAACCAUCAACAUUUUUCCCUAAAAUUUUGCCUUCCAAGAAGAACCGCAAAUCCAAAUCAGAUUGUGGACCCUCUGUAGGAGGCUCCAUGCCAGAGUUAAUGGCAGAGCCUACAAAUGUGCGUUCUAUGUCAUUUGUUGGCACACAUGAAUACUUAGCCCCAGAAAUCAUACGCGGAGAGGGUCAUGGCAGUGCAGUUGAUUGGUGGACAUUUGGCAUCUUCCUCUAUGAACUAUUACACGGCACUACUCCAUUCAAGGGUCAAGGAAACCGAGCUACACUCUAUAAUGUUGUAGGACAACCACUGAGAUUUCCUGAAAGCCCCCAAGUGAGCUUUGUGGCUCGUGAUCUCAUCCGAGGCCUUCUGGUGAAAGAACCACAAAAAAGAAUAGCUUACAAAAGAGGAGCAACAGAAGUAAAGCAACAUCCUUUCUUUGAGGGAGUGAAUUGGGCUCUAGUAAGAAGUGCCAUGCCUCCUCACUUACCCGAACCUAUAGACUUUUCACAAUUUGCUAGCAAAGAGGCAGCUGCAGAGAAGAAAGCUCCAGACCUAGCAGUUGAUAAAAACAGUAGUAAUCCUAAUGAUUCUUAUAUAGAAUUUGAGUACUUUUAGUAACAAAACUGAAUAUGAUCAAAAGAACAAUUGAAAGAUUGAGUUGUUACAAGGCAUAACUGUUAAUCGUGUAACGAAAAAUCUUCAAACCUUUUCUGCAUGAAGAAGGGAUAAUUGUGUUGUACAUUUAGGGAUGGAAAUUUUGUUUCUUUACAUGUAUAUGCUAAUUAAUGUUUAAAGUGUUG